Durusdinium trenchii is the source of this 4377-nucleotide messenger RNA. NCBI's taxonomy places the organism in Eukaryota, Dinophyceae, Suessiales, Symbiodiniaceae. The record is from the annotation of a GenBank genome assembly.
AUGGGGGACCCGUAUUUGUGGGAGCAUUGCGUGCUUGGCAUCACAAUACUUGGCUAUGUGGUUCUUGCCGUCAAUGCCUACCUCAAUCGCCGCAAGCGGAUGCGACUGUCAGAGGAGUCGAAAACCAUGUCAGAGUGUGAAAGGUGCUCAGUGGAAGUCGCCAAAAGCCUAGUUCCCGCCUCUAGCGUGCCAGAACACCGCUUCAGGGGCAUGCACUUGAAAAUGUCAUCCAUGCGCAUCGAGUUUGAGAACUUGAGCGUGAAGCUCAAGUCCAACAAGAAGUGCAUUCUGGAGGGUGUGACUGGAGAGUUUCGCCCCAAGAGGGUGGCAGCUAUCAUGGGGCCGUCUGGGGCAGGGAAGACGACCUUCAUGAAUGCCUUGUGUGGUCGGGCCUACUAUGGGACGACAACCGGUAUGAUCCGCAUCAAUGGUCAGACCAGUAGCAUUGCUGCGAUCAAGCCACUUCGGGGUUUCGUUCCACAGGAUGACAUCGUCCAUGAGCACUUGACCGUGCGUGAGCAGCUCUACUAUUCUGCGCGUCUGCGCAAUGAAGAGGACACCCCACCAGCAAUGAUCAACAACAUCGUAGAAGACGUGUUGAAUGUCAUGCAGCUGCUGGAUGUGCAACACAGCCUGGUUGGAGAUGUGGAGAAGCGUGGCAUCAGUGGAGGACAACGAAAGCGAGUGAACAUCGGUUUGGAGCUUGCAGCACGUCCCACCGUUUUGAUGCUGGAUGAGCCGACCAGUGGCUUAGACGCCAGCACCGCUUUGGAGAUCAUUCGCUCGGUGAAGCGGCUCACCGCCAUAGGCAUGACUGUGGUGAUGGUGGUGCACCAGCCUCGUUACUCGCUUUUCACUCUCUUUGAUGACUUGCUUCUUCUUGGUUUGGGUGGCCGAACGGUCUACUUGGGCAAAAGCGAGGGCGCGCUUCCCUACUUCCGAAAUCUAGGGUUUCAGAUGCCCUUGCACGAGAAUCCAGCAGACUGGUUCAUGGAUGUGAUCUCCGGAAAGGUGAAGAAUGACCAGGAUCCCGCGCUAAUGUCAAGAAGGUUGGCAGAUGCAUGGGUUGGGUUCAUGAGAAACAACAUACCUCCUGAUGAUUUAGAGUUGGGCCAGGAGGCAGAAGGGCAGAUGGACAGGCUCGCAUUUACUAAGGCUUUGGAUGCCAAGCUCUUCAGUGCAGGAUUUGGGGAGAUGGAUGAGUUAAGCCAAGAACAGUUUGCAGACUUCCUGGACAUUUUGAAGGUACAGAAGCCUGCUGAUGCUGCAUGGGAACAGCUGAUGGAUCGUAUGGGAUUCCAGGAUGGAUUCAUCAGCCGACAGAGGUUGACCUCUUUCCUUCAUGGUUUGACCUUUUCCUUCUCCCAGGAUGCAGGCAAAUAUGUGGAGGAUUUCACAUCCUCCGAAGCGUCAGGCACUUCCAAGGAGACCUCCAUCAGCGAGAUUCCGGGCAAGAAGCUUGGACGCCGUGGACGGUUUUGCAUUCAAUAUCCUAUUUUGCUUCACCAAAACAGUAUCCGGUGGGCAAGGGACUGGAAGCACAAGCUCAUCAGCACAGGAAUUAUCGUCUUCGCAGGAGCCGUGUUUGGGGGACAAUGUCGCGAGAUGCUGAUCCCUGAAAACAUUUUAUGCCCUCUCAAGAUCAACGUCUCUCAUUUGCCCAUUGGAACCUUGAGCGGAAUAGCAUGUCUCCACAUUUUCGGUUCAGAUCGGCCUUUGUUUUGGCGUGAGAGCGCCAGUGGAGUGGGAGUCACUGCCUUCUAUCUUGCCAGAGUGACUGUGUCCCUCUUCGACGUGCUCGUUUGGUGCUACUUGUACACCGUCGCGUGGAUGAUCUUUGCUGAAGCACCUUGCAGCUACUGGAUGUGGUUAAUCGCAUUUCGGAUGACUGCAGUCAGUGCCAGUGGCGUGGGUGUUUUCAUUUCGACACUGGUGCCAAAGCAGAAUUCCACUCUUGCGACGGCGGUCGUUCUGCUGGUGAUGGGAGGUGCCUUGAGUGAACCUCAAGUGAUUGCAGAUGCGCAUGGUCUCAGCAGCGCAUUGGCAUUCAUUUCUCCAUUUACUUGGGCAUCAGGAGAGAACUACUUGGCACUUAUUGCCACCAGCGGUGGAGAAGCAGCCGUGGACUUCUAUGCAGUUCCCAUCGUAGAUGGCUACAAGAAGAUCAUCCUGUGCUUGGGAGGAAGCAAUUUGAGCUACGACUCCAAAGCCAUGUCGGAAUGUGAGAGGUGUUCCGUCGAUUUCGCACACCGCCUGGUUCCUACAGUCACUGUGCCGGAAUACCGCUUCAGGGGCAUGCACUUGAAGAUGUCAUCCAUGCGCAUCGAGUUUGAGAACUUGAGCGUGAAGCUCAAGUCCAACAAGAAGUGCAUUCUGGAGGGUGUGACUGGAGAGUUUCGCCCCAAGAGGGUGGCAGCUAUCAUGGGGCCGUCUGGGGCAGGGAAGACGACCUUCAUGAAUGCCUUGUGUGGUCGCGCCUACUACGGGACCACCACGGGUUCCAUCCGCAUCAAUGGUCAGACCAGUAGCAUUGCUGCGAUCAAGCCGCUUCGGGGUUUCGAUGAUAUCGUGCAUGAACACUUGACCGUGCGAGAGCAGCUCUACUAUUCUGCGCGUUUGCGCAAUGCGGAGGGCACUCCACCAGCAAUGAUCAACAACAUCGUUGAAGAUGUGUUGAACGUCAUGCAGCUGCUGGAUGUACAGCACAGCCUGGUUGGAGAUGUGGAGAAGCGUGGCAUCAGUGGAGGACAACGAAAGCGAGUGAACAUCGGUUUGGAGCUUGCAGCACGUCCUACCAUUUUGAUGCUGGAUGAGCCGACCAAUGGCUUAGACGCCAGCACCGCUUUGGAGAUCAUUCGCUCGGUGAAGCGGCUCACCGCCAUAGGCAUGACUGUGGUGAUGGUGGUGCACCAGCCUCGUUACUCGCUUUUCACUCUCUUCGAUGAUUUGCUUCUUCUUGGUUUGGGUGGCCAAACGGUCUACUUGGGCCAAAGUGAGGGCGCUCUUCCUUACUUUAGACGGCACUUGGGCUUCCAAAUGCCUCAGCAUGAAAACCCAGCAGAUUGGGUCGUAGAUGUGAUUUCUGGAAAGGUGUGGAACGAGAAAGACCCGACACUGUCAAGAAAGUUGCCGGAGGCAUGGGCUGAGUUCAUGCCAAAUCUCACAGCUCUACUUAUUGAUUUGGAGAUGCAGGACACAGCUGAAGAGCAGAUUGAUAGCUUCGCGUUCACGAUGGCUUUGGAUGCCAAGCUGUCCAGUGCAGGAUACAAAGAUAUUGAUGACUUGAGCCAGGAGCAGUUCCUGAGCUUCUUGGAAUUCCUGCAGAUCCAGAAACCUUCUGAUGCUGCAUGGGCACACCUCACCGAACGCAUGGGGUUUGAAGAUGGAUUCAUCAGUCAACAGAGGUUGGUCUCUUUCCUUCUAGGUUUGACCGGGUCCUUCUCUUCUCAGGAUGAGGCUGAGGAUGUUGCAUCGGAGGCCUCCAACAUGACAAAGCAGCGCUUCAUUAGUUGGAUUCGCCGCAAAAAGCCACGGCUGGGAGGGCAUCAUCAGCGCUUUCUCUUCCAGUACCUCAUUUUGCUUCACCAAAAUAGUCUCCGAUGGGCACGAGACUGGAAGCACAAGCUCAUCAGCACAUGCCUGAGCAUGUUCACAGCAGCAGUUUUCGGAACGCAAUGCAAACAGAAGCUGAUCCCUGAAAAUAUCUUGUGUCCAGGUAAGAUCAGCACUUCUCAGCUCGCCCUGGGACUUGUUUGUGGAGUUGUAAGUCUGCAAAUUUUUUCUCUCGAUCGGCCACUCUUUUGGCGCGAGAGUGCCAGCGGAGUCGGAGUCGCUGCCUUUUAUUGGGCGAGAUUGACGGUGGCCCUCUUCGAUGUGCUCGUAUGGUGCUAUUUGUACGCAACGGUGUGGGUGAGUUUUGCACAGGCGCCAUGCAGCUUUUGGUUAUGGCUGAUUCCCUUCCGCAUGACAGCCCUGUGUGCCAGUGGCGUGGGUGUUUUCAUGUCGACGGUGGUGCCGAAGCAGAGCACCACGCUCGCCACGACGGUGCUCUUGCUGGUCAUGGGCGGAGCUCUCAGCGAUCCGGAGAGUAUCGCGGAGUCCGAGGGUCUUGGCAGUGCACUGGCGUUUCUUUCUCCGUUCACAUGGACGGCGGGUGAGAACUACCUGGCAGUGAUUGAGGUGAGCGGUGGAGAGGAGGCCGUGGACUUCUUUGCAAUCCCCAUCAUGGAGGGAUACCAGAAGAUCUUGCAAUGUUUAGGGGGAAGUGCUUUGGGCUACCUGCACUCUGCUUCGAUUUUCUGUAGCAUUUUUGGAGUCAUUCUGUUGAUGUUUGGGUACUUUGGGCUUCGCUUUGUUCAUCGUGGCAAGCAGGCAUAA